AUGUCAUUUACUCUUGUUGCAAUAACAUCUGUGCCAGAGAAUACAGAUACGCCUGCAAGCCUUGUACAAUAUCUGUACGACCAGGAGGACAAUUUCUUGCCUCUAAAGACCGAUGAGCUUUUAGUGCUUCACGAUUCAAAACAUGCGCCAUCUUUUGGGUUUUCAUACACACUGUUUCCCAAGAUACGCUCGACUUUUGGGCUGUCACCGCAUUAUGGAUAUCUCGAGGGUGAUCAUGAAACUCUGGCAGACGCCGAUCAUAUCGCCCUUCUAGGGCUGAGAUCGGGGUGGAAAUUCAAUAUUCAGCACGACAGCACCUUUGUUGGAUGUUCGGAAGAGAUGCGUGGAAACAUCGAUGAACCCUGGCUUCAUGAUUUACCCAGCUUAAUCUUGCCUGAGGACUUAGAAGUCGUGUUUGGGGAGCCAGCCAGGUGCGAGAGUAUAUCCAUCAGACUUUUCGGAUUGUCCAGUCAAAAUCAAGCACACCUUCAACCCUGGCUUGCGAGAGGUGAAAUGACGCAUGAGGGGGAAUGCCUUAUCAGAGUUCAAGAAAAUAGGCUAGUCAUGGUGGGCAUUGUGGAGUAUGAUCAGAUAGUCCCGGGAAAACUUGGCACAUAUAGUCUAGCGCAACGGGCAAGACCUGGACGUCUUUUGAGCUUCCAUUCAGCUUUCUACAAGGUCUUGCGUUCAGUUUACACUCGUGAUUGGGCAUCUUUGUCGUGA
Molecule: messenger RNA, 723 nt
Organism: Truncatella angustata
Lineage: Eukaryota; Fungi; Ascomycota; Sordariomycetes; Amphisphaeriales; Sporocadaceae
Exons: 4
Coding region: 1-723 (240 amino acids)
Source: RefSeq, a predicted model, not a curated record